This is a messenger RNA of Exserohilum turcica Et28A, 471 nucleotides long. RefSeq lists its product as uncharacterized. The record is from RefSeq and is a predicted model, not a curated record. The transcript is spliced from 3 exons. The coding region runs from base 1 to 471 and encodes 156 amino acids. Lineage: Eukaryota; Fungi; Ascomycota; Dothideomycetes; Pleosporales; Pleosporaceae.
AUGCGAAUUGUGUUAUUGUUCCAGAGGAAAUUGAUUGAUGUCCAUGCUAAUGCUAAUGCUAAUGCUAAUGCUCAUGUCAUGGCACUAAUUAGUACAGCUACUUGCAGUGCAGUGCAAGUCGAGUCGAGUCAAGUUCAAGCCAAACCAAAAGUUCAAAAUGGCAUAACUGAUUUUCCGCCACCAAGACCAAGACCAAGACGGAAAAAAAAACAGAUGAUGCACCAAAAAAACGAUCGUCAAGUCUCUCCUACUAAAUCGUCGAGUUUGCAUACUACAUGGGUACUACUCGUUUUCCGUGGUGGCGGGGGCACCAUGUCCUCAUGCUCAUUGUCACAUGCACACACAUGCACAUGUGCACAUGCCAAGUCACCGCCACUGGUGGCCAGCUCCGACGACGACGACGCCGCCGCCGCCGCCGCCGACAAGGCCGGGCUCAGGCCGACGCCUCACAAGCGGUGUCGAGGUGGGUAG